UCUCCACUAGACGUCCUCAUCAAGACGAAACCCAAGUUACAGAGCUCCACUACCCGAGACGCCCAAACAGUCAAUGACCUUCAUCACGUCGCGUCCCUUGCCCAAGCGUUCUCGGAACUGCGGCCCAAGGGCAACACAGACUGUACGAGCCUGGCGGAUGCACUGGAUCAAGAAGGUGUCAGUCUUUGGAAUAUGUCUGGGAUGUUCCGGCAGGGCUGGUCUUCUGAGAGCGAGACGGUCGUCGCCGCAUUGAGGUUUGCGGGCUUCCGCCUCAUGGAGGCAGGGCUGGAGACGGCACCCGGCACUGAAGGUUUGUCCAAUGACGCUGCCUUCGCGCUUCUGCACGCGGAUAACCGGUUCUUAGGGCUUGCUCACAUUCUGCAGAUAGCGAGUAAGACAGGGGCAACGCUCUCAGGUGGGGCCCACCGCACGUGCUUCUUUCCGUGA
Molecule: messenger RNA, 447 nt
Organism: Coniophora puteana RWD-64-598 SS2
Lineage: Eukaryota; Fungi; Basidiomycota; Agaricomycetes; Boletales; Coniophoraceae
Exons: 3
Source: RefSeq, a predicted model, not a curated record